AUGAAUGCCGACCUCAAGUUGGAUGCCAUGGAAGUGCGUGUUGGCCCGGAUACCGAAGAGACCUUUGACGACGCCUUCUGGGACAGCUUGGACUGCGUCGUCAAUGCGCUCGACAACAUUCAGGCCCGGAUGUACGUGGACUCCCGGUGCGUCUGGUUUAGCAAGCCGCUCCUCGAGUCCGGGACGCUCGGGACAAAGGCCAACGUGCAGGUGGUGCUGCCCAAGAUGACGCAGUCCUACGGGGACUCCCAGGAUCCUCCGGAAGAGUCGAUCCCACUAUGCACUGUCAAGCACUUCCCGAACGCCAUCGAGCACACCAUCGAGUGGGCCCGGGAGGCAUUCGAGCAGCUGUUCGUGGAGACCCCACGCGAGGGCAACAGCUUCCUCGAAGAUCCGGAGUCGUACCUUCGGAAACUGCCGACGACGGGAUCCGGCACGUCGCAAGUGCAGCGCUUGCGCUCCCUCCAGCACAUGCUGGAUAAGCGCACGAUGGCCUUCGACGCGUGUGCCGAAUACGCGGUGAUGGAGUUCCAAGAGAAGUUCCACGACUCCAUCGUGCAGUUGCUCCACACCUUUCCGCUAGACCAUGUGACAUCUGAGGGUACGAAGUUCUGGAGUGGACCAAAGCGUCCGCCGGCGCCGAUCAAGUUCGACGCGAACGACGCUCUGCAUGUGGACUUCCUUCUCGCAGCUGCCAACCUAUAUGCUGCCAGCCUAGGCGUUCCCGAGAAUCGCGACCGCACAGCAGUGGCAAAAAUGGCGGCAGCUGUGAAGGUGCCUGACUUCAGGCCGCGAGAAAUGAAGAUCAAAGUCGACGACAAGGACACCAGCGGAGAAGCUUGCAUCGACGACGAUGCCCUUGCUCGGAAGCUGACGGCGGAGAUGUCCGAGAAGAUGAAGUCCCUCAAGGUGACACCGGAUCUUCGACCCGCUGAGUUCGAGAAGGAUGAUGACUCCAACUUCCACAUUCAGUUCAUUGCGGCUGCCGCGAACUUGCGGGCCCGGAAUUACAAAAUCCAGGAGGUGGACUUCCUCAAGGUCAAGAUGACAGCGGGGAAGAUCAUCCCUGCAAUAGCCACCACCACUGCCAUGGUGACCGGCUUGGUUAGCGGUUUGGAUUGGAUGGAAGAGCAUUCGGAGCUCCAGCUUGAGGCAUGA
Molecule: messenger RNA, 1158 nt
Organism: Symbiodinium sp. CCMP2592
Lineage: Eukaryota; Dinophyceae; Suessiales; Symbiodiniaceae
Source: the annotation of a GenBank genome assembly